AUGAAGCCGUCAGCGGACUUGUCGCCGUCCUCGGCCGCCAUGUGUAAGCGCGAGGGGGGCUACGGCGGCGACGCGUCGAGGCUGACGGAGAGCGAGAAGGAGAAGACGAAGCUGCGCGAGCGGCAGCGGCGCGCCAUAACCACGAAAAUCUUUGCCGGCCUGCGCAAGUACGGCGGAUACAACCUUCCGCCGAGGGCGGACAUCAACGACGUUCUGCGCGCACUAGCCGCGGAAGCCGGCUGGGUCGUCGAGUCCGACGGCACCACCUACCGCUCCCCCGGGUCGCAGCCGCCCACUCGCCACUCGUCGCUGCACAGUCGCACGGCGGCUGCCAUCGCCGCCGGCUCGCUCGCCAUGUACCCGGCACAGCAGGCGCCGCAGCUGGCGCCGCAAUCGCCGGCGCAGCUGGCGCAUCUACAACAUCCUGCCGCGCACCUAUCGCACUCCGCGCACCCGCACGCGCUUCCCCAGCUCGCCGCAACGCCGUCAGGCGCAACCGCAUCCUUUUCGCCCAUGUCUCCGCGGGAGGCUUGCUCGUCCGCUCCGCUCGUCGGCUCUCCGCCCUCCACUGGCAGCCCCUCGCUGCUUCCCCGCUCCUCCCCCCCUUCCGCCGCAGCUUCCGCCGCAGCUUCCGCCGCAGCGUCCGCCAGCGGCGCGAUGGGGGGAACCGGAGGGGGAAUGGGUGGCGCAGGCAUGUACGGUGGCGGUAUGAUGGCGGGAAUAAACGGGUUCGGCCUGCCGGGAUCGUUCCCCGCGAUGCACCUUCCGCACGGCAUGCUUGCGCUGAUGCCGCAUCCGCCAGGCACUUCCUCCGCCGCUGCGGCAGGCGGAAUGGGCGCGUUCGCCAUGAGCAUGGGGCCCGGCGGGAUGAGCACGGGCAUGGGCGCAGGCUUGAGCGCAAGCAUGGGCGCGGGCACAGCGAUGAGCGCGGGGGGGGACAUGAAGAUGGAUCCACACGGCGGGGGGAUGCUGCUGGGGGGGACGAACGCGACGGGCGGAAGCAGCGCGUGCAUGAUGGGAAUGCUGGGGAGCGCGGAGGACCCCAUGUCCGCUGCCGCCGCGGCGGCUGUGACUGCCGCAAGUGGCGGCGGAGUGGGUGGCGGUGUGGGCGGCGGAAUGGGCGGCGGUAUGGGCGGAGCAAUGAUGCUUCUCCCCGGAUUCCACUCCUUGGCCCAUGGCGCGGGCUCCGCUGCUGCAGGGGGAAACAUGGGCGGGAUAUUGGGGCCCUUGGGGGAGCUACACAUGGGCGGAGGGUUGCUGGGGGGAGGAGGCGGGGGCAGCACUUUGCUCGGGGCGGAAGGCGAGGUGUCGCUAUCUCCGUCGUCUGAUAUCACCCUGUUCAAUUAUUUCGGUCCCGAUGGCGGACCCGCGUUGAAGAACAUGACUCCGAAGCUGGAGACGUUUCAAAUUCACUUGAAGGAUUCGUUAGGUCUCUCCGUUCCGCAUGUUGACCCCAAGAUUCUUCUCUUGACAGCGAUCGUGUUGGAAGGAGUGGGUGGCAUUCUGUUUACGAUUGGCAGCAGCUUGGGUGCAUACUUCCUGCUGCUCUUCCUUGUGGCAGUGACGCCCAUCAUGCACGACUUUUACAACUUCAAGCCUGAAAGUGCGGAAUACAUCCACGAGUUUAUCCAGUUCCUGAAGAAUCUUUCUCUGGUGGGAGCCCUACUCGUUUACCUCGGAAUGCGCAGCUCAGCAGCAAAGCUCGCAUCCAGGAAGCGAAAAGCCCCUUCCAAGUCUAAAGUCAGCUGA
Closterium sp. Naga37s-1 is the source of this 1749-nucleotide messenger RNA. The record is from the annotation of a GenBank genome assembly. Lineage: Eukaryota; Viridiplantae; Streptophyta; Zygnematophyceae; Desmidiales; Closteriaceae.